UAUAGAGCAUAAAAAAAUGUGGUGAUUGUCAUUGAUUGUCAUUUUAUUUUUAUCGUCUAUUUAUUUAUUAAGUUGACCGACAAUUGAAAAAUUAACAUGUGAUUUCAGUGACAAGAAAGACCAUCGAAAACCAAUAUGGAUCCUGAUGCUAUAAAAAAUGUUCGACAUCAAUAUGCACAAAAGACAACAUUUAGAGAUAAAUUUAAAGUGGUAUGGGAUAACACAGCUCAAUAUAAUGACAUGAAUACUGGUAAUACUAAAAAAAUAGUAAGUCACUCAAUACUCUGGAAAAAAGUUGGGAACAAAGAAUUUACUGCUGCAAAAAAAGAAAAUUAUUUGCGCAAAUCAAUUGAAGCAUACACCAAGAGUAUUGCUUUUGCACCAGUUGGAUCCAGUGAAUUAUCAUUGGCUUAUGCAAAUCGUUCAGCUGUAUUGUUCAGGGCAAGACUCUAUGAAGAUUGUUUACUUGACAGCUAGAACCGUUCAAAUUGAAAAUAGGCUAUCCAGAUAAAUUAAAAACAAAAUUAUUUUUACGCCAAUCAUUGUGUUUCAGAGCAUUGAAACCAAACUCAGAACUUGAACCAAGUAUUUCAAUGGCUAAUGCAAUGCAAUGGCUUCCUGAUUUAAAGAUGAACAAUCCAAAAUACGACAUCAUCAAAGAGUAUCCAAAGAUGAUCAAUGAUCUUAAAGAACCACGUAAAAUUAUUAAAUUAAUACCAGAAAUAAAAAAUGAUAAUGCAAUAAUAGUUAGUGCAUCUGAUGCCAUUGAAUUAAAACAAACUAACGAGAAUAAUCAACAAGUUGUUGCAACAAGAGACAUUAAAUCUGGUGAAUUUAUUUACAUUUCUGAGCCAUUUGCAGCAACUCCUGGUGUUGAAUUACGUUUUACUAAUUGUUGGCAUUGUUGUCGUUCAACUUGGGCUGGUAUACCAUGUGAUAAUUGUUCAGCUAUCAUAUAUUGUUCCGAUAUAUGUAAAAAAAAAGCAUGGGAUAGUUAUCAUUAUACUGAAUGUUUAGUAUUGGGAGAACUUUUCCAACAUCCCAAUAUACCUACAUCGUUGAUUCUGCCAGUAAAACUCUUUUUGAAAACAUUAAACUUAGCUGGUGGUUUGCUUGAAUUAAAAAAAAAAGUUGACGAUAUUGACUCGAUGAAAAAUCAAGGAUCGAUAUUGACCAAUGGUAUUCUUGAUGUUAACACGGUUUCUAAUGUUCAUCUUUUAGAUUAUUUUAAACCAACAUCAAAUAUUUGUCGUUUUGAAAUAGCAUUACUUCUGGUAACGAUUGUUUCAACCCUUUGUCAAAAAACAGAUAUAUUAGGUAAAAAAAUGACAGCUAAAUAUUUGGUUGAAAAUAAAAAUGAAAAAGUAUUAAUUUUAGGAGAAUUAAUAUUGCGUUAUAUGAUGAUUGUCUUUCGCAGCGGUGAAGUGACGAUGAAAAAAAAAUCUCGUAGUAAUGUUGUGUUAUCAAAUACCAUUCUACCAUUUUCGAAGAUAAUAAAACGAAGCUGUGAUCCCAAUGUCUACUGGACUCAUGUUGGUUCAAACGUUGGAUAUUAUGCUUGCAAACCAAUCAAGCAAGGAGAACUGCUAUUUUUGAGUACUACUGAUACAUAUCAUAUGACUCCAAAAAGUGAACGGUAUGCACGAUUGGGACCAUGCCAAUGUAAAGCAUGUGUUGGAAAUUGGCCAACUGUGGAACAUCUUCCGUCCUACCAGAGUCUUGCAAUUAUAUUACCGACAACAAUCAAUAGAGAAUUGAAUUGCUUGAACGUAAAAUUCGAAGAAUGGCAGAAGCUUAUCCGGCAGGGAGAUACUAAAAAGUUACCAACAAUUAAGGAUGAGUUGAAUAGCAUGAAUGACAUGAUUCAUCAAUACAUCACUGUUCCUUGUCGAGAAAUAUCAAUAUUGUAUUCAUUUCUCGAAAUGUUGUACAGACGACUACAUUUUGAUCAUGAUAUUUACGAGUAAUUAUUUUUCAUAAAAAAAAAAAAAAACAACGCAACAUUUCUAAUUCAUAUAUCUUUUUACAUCAAUGUUUAUUUUUAAUACAUUUAUAGCAAAAAAAGUAAACAAUUGAAAACAUUAUUAAUUGAGACUUGAGUUCGAAGGUAAAAACAAAAAAAAAUUUCAUCAUUAGACUUGUCUAAUUUAGAUUUUUUAAAAUAUUUAUAACUUUUAUGGUUGAUUUUUGAAUUCAAUUAAUUCAUGAGGUUUUUGGAUUAUUCUUUUUAUUUUCUUAUUAUUUUUUUUUUAUUCAAUUUGAGGAAUUUUUGGUUUUUUUAUUUAGUUGUAAUUCAAGAAUUUUCAAUUGGUAUUCAUAAAAAAUAAAUAAUUAAAAGUUGUCUUCUUUUUUUUUUGUUCUUUUUUCCAGUAUUCAAAACUGCAUAAAUAAAACCAGUUUUUUCUUUCUUUUUAAAAUCAUUUUUUAUCAUUUAUUAUUUUUUUUAAUUUAAUCCCAAAAACAAGAAAAAAAAGUAAUGUAAUUGAUAUUAAAAAAUAAAAUCAGGAAUUUGUGUGAAUUUUUAAUUUGCAACAAUUGCUAUGGACCUAGAGACUUUUUAAAUAAUUUAUGUUACGAUAAAUGUAAAUUUUAAUCGCGAAUUUAUAACGAUAUAUUAUUUUUUUUUUUUAUUUUAUAGUUUUCAUUUAAGGAAUAAAAAAAAAAUUAUCAAAUGAA
Messenger RNA from Aphidius gifuensis, 2676 nucleotides. RefSeq names its product SET and MYND domain-containing protein DDB_G0273589-like. The record is from RefSeq and is a predicted model, not a curated record. Gene Ontology annotation, molecular function: protein binding. NCBI's taxonomy places the organism in Eukaryota, Metazoa, Arthropoda, Insecta, Hymenoptera, Braconidae. The coding region runs from base 594 to 1967 and encodes 457 amino acids. The transcript has 5 exons.